Messenger RNA from Lathyrus oleraceus (garden pea), 442 nucleotides. RefSeq names its product ribonuclease H2 subunit A. The transcript is spliced from 3 exons. Gene Ontology annotation, cellular component: ribonuclease H2 complex. The record is from RefSeq and is a predicted model, not a curated record. Bases 29 to 427 code for a protein of 132 amino acids. Gene Ontology annotation, biological process: DNA replication, removal of RNA primer; mismatch repair. NCBI's taxonomy places the organism in Eukaryota, Viridiplantae, Streptophyta, Magnoliopsida, Fabales, Fabaceae. Gene Ontology annotation, molecular function: RNA-DNA hybrid ribonuclease activity; RNA binding.
UCCCCUAAACCCCAUUAUAUGUGCGAAAAUGGGAUCCGAAGCUAUGGUUCCAGAAUGGGCAUCGGAGCCUUGCAUAAUGGGAAUCGACGAAGCCGGAAGAGGUCCCGUUCUUGGUCCUAUGGUCUAUGGCUGUUUAUACUGUCCUCUCUCCUACAAGAAAACCCUAGCUACUUUGAGUUUCGCCGAUUCUAAGACUCUGAAGGAAGAGAAGAGGGAGGAAUUAUUUGAAGCUUUGAAAGGCAACGAUUCUAUUGGAUGGGCUGUUGAUGUCAUUGAUCCAAAGGAACUCUCUGCUAAAAUGCUCAAGAAGAAUAAGAUAAACUUGAAUGAGAUAUCACAUGACUCUGCUAUGGGCCUCGUUGAUAGGGUCCUCAAAAUCGGAGUGCUUCUAACCGAGGUAAAAUCGGCUACUGAAAGAGAAAAUUGAGGCUUUUGUAACUUU